Molecule: messenger RNA, 5820 nt
Organism: Onychomys torridus (southern grasshopper mouse)
Lineage: Eukaryota; Metazoa; Chordata; Mammalia; Rodentia; Cricetidae
Gene: Tiam2
Product: TIAM Rac1 associated GEF 2
Exons: 27
Coding region: 71-5302 (1743 amino acids)
Biological process (GO): activation of GTPase activity; small GTPase-mediated signal transduction; positive regulation of axonogenesis
Cellular component (GO): membrane; synapse
Molecular function (GO): guanyl-nucleotide exchange factor activity; protein binding
Source: RefSeq, a predicted model, not a curated record
ACCACAUAAAACCUGCUGAGCAUUAACCUCCCUCCCAGCAGAAGCCAGGCUGCAGGUUCUUUAGGUUAAAAUGGGGAACUCUGAGAGUCAGUAUACCUUCCAAGGAUCCAAGAAUCAUAGCAAUACUGUCACCGGUGCUAAACAAAAGCCUUGCUCUCUGAAAAUACGCAGCAUUCAUACAAAAGAUGAGAAGUCUUUGCAUGGAUGGACUCACGGAAGCAGCGGAGCAGGCUACAGGUCCAGGUCCCUCGCCCGAAGCUGCCUUUCUCACUUCAAGAGCCACCAGCCUUACGCCACCAGACUCAGUGGACCCACAUGCAAAGUCUCAAAGGGCACUGCCUACACUAAGCACCGAGCGAAUGCCCCAGGAAAUGAUUUCCAGGGCAACAGCGGUGCUUUCUUACCCGAGAAUGGCUUCCACUACGUUGGCCACGAGUCAGGGGAGAGCCACGUGACCUCCAGGGACUGCAAUGGACACCUUCUCACCUGCUACAGGAGAAAUGAGAGCAUCUCCUCCACCUCGCCAGGCGAGGACCGCAGGAGCCCCAAGGUACUCAUCAAGACACUGGGGAAGCUAGAUGGGUGUUUAAGGGUUGAGUUCCAUAACGGUGGCAACCCCCACAAAGGGCCCUCGGAGAACCCCAGUGGACCUGUACAGCUGCUGAGAUACUCCCCUACGUUGGCAUCGGAAACCUGCUUGGUGCCAGAAGCUAGGCGGGAUUCGGGCGCAGACUCCCCGGCCAGCCAGCGCCGCUCUCCCACUGACUCUCGCCUGCGCUCCAGCAAAGGCAGCUCCCUGAGCUCAGAGUCAUCUUGGUAUGACUCUCCGUGGGGCAAUGCUGGGGAGAUGAGUGAGGUAGAGGGCUCCUUUCUGGCUCCCAGCACUCCGGACCCCAGCCUCCCCACCAGCUUUCCACCCAGUGACACCAAAAAAACUUUCAACCAAAGCUCCUCCCUCUCCUCCCUCCGGGAACUGUACAAAGACGCCAACCUGGGAUGCCGCUCUCCGUCUGGGACCUGCCGUUCUUCCGAUGAGUACAUCGGCUCCCAAGUCAGCCUGAGCAACCGGGUCUCCUUUGCGUCUGACAUUGAUGUGCCCUCCAGGGUGGAUCACAGGGAUCCCAUACCCUACAGUUCCUUUACUCUCCCCUGUCGCAAGUCCAAAGCCUUAACUGAGGAUGCUGCAAAGAAAGAUACCCUCAAAGCCAGAAUGCGACGCAUCAGCGACUGGACAGGAAGCCUCUCUAGGAAGAAGAGGAAACUACAGGAACCGCGCUCCAAGGAGGGCAGUGAGUACUUUGACAGCCGCUCAGAUGGACUGAAUGCAGACGUGCAGGGGUCCAUGCAAACAUCUGCCUUACUGUGGUCAGGGGGCUCAGCUCAGACCCUGCCCCAGAGGAGCGAGUCCACUCACGUGAUUGGCAGCGAUCCCCUCCGACAGAACAUUUACGAGAAUUUCAUGCGAGAGCUGGAAAUGAGCAGGACCAACAUGGAGCACACAGAAACGUCCACAGAAACUGUGGAGUCGAGCAGCGAGUCCCUCAGCUCCCUGGAGCAGCUGGAUCUGCUCUUUGAGAAGGAGCAAGGAGUGGUCCGGAAAGCCGGGUGGCUCUUCUUCAAACCCCUCGUCACCUUGCAGAAGGAGAGGAAAUUGGAGCUGGUGGCUCGGAGGAAGUGGAAACAGUACUGGGUGACACUGAAAGGCUGUACUCUGCUGUUUUAUGAGACUUAUGGAAAGAAUUCUGCAGACCAGAAUAGCGCCCCACGGUGUGCCCUCUUUGCAGAGGACAGCAUCGUGCAGUCUGUCCCAGAGCAUCCCAAGAAGGAGCACGUGUUCUGCCUGAGCAACUCCUGCGGGGACGUCCACCUUUUCCAGGCCACAAGCCAGACAGAUCUGGAAAACUGGGUCACCGCCAUUCACUCGGCAUGUGCGUCUCUUUUCGCAAAGAAGCAUGGGAAAGAAGACACGGUGAGGUUGCUAAAGAGCCAGACCAGGAGCUUGCUUCAGAAGAUCGACAUGGACAGCAAGAUGAAGAAGAUGGCGGAGCUUCAGCUGUCCGUGGUGAGCGACCCCAAGAACAGGAAGGCCAUCGAGAACCAGAUCCAGCAGUGGGAGCAGAAUCUGGAAAAAUUCCACAUGGACCUGUUCCGCAUGCGUUGCUACUUGGCGAGCUUACAAGGUGGGGAGUUGCCGAACCCCAAGAGUCUCCUUGCUGCCACCAGCCGCCCAUCCAAGCUGGCGCUUGGCAGACUGGGCAUCUUGUCUGUUUCGUCUUUCCAUGCUCUGGUGUGUUCUAGAGAUGACUCUGCUCUCAGGAAAAGAACACUCUCCCUUUCCCAGAGAGGAAAAAGCAAGAAAGGCAUAUUUUCCUCCUUGAAAGGACUGGACACCCUGGCAAGAAAAGGGAAGGAGAAGAGGGCUUCCAUAACUCAGAUGUUUGAUUCGAGCAGCGGCCAUGGAUUUCCUGGAACUCAGCUACCUCAAAACUCCACUAACUCCAGUGAGGUCCAUGAUCUGCAUCUGUGUGGCUCCACAGUAGACGGCGCUCUCCGAGACAACGCAUGGGAAAUCCAGACGUAUGUUCACUUCCAGGAUAAUGAGGGAGUUACUGUGGUCAUCAAACCGGAGCACAGAGUGGAAGAUGUGCUGACACUGGCAUGCAAGAUGAGAGAGUUGGAGCCCACUCACUACGGUCUUCAGCUUCGAAAAGUGGUGGAUGAAAGUGUCGAGUGGCAUGUACCUGCACUGUAUGAGUACAUGCAAGAGCAGGUUUAUGAUGAAAUCGAAAUUUUUCCACUCAAUGUGUACGAUGUGCAGCUAACCAAGACUGGGAACAUGACUGACUUCGGGUUUGCAGUCACAGCUCAGGUGGACGGACACCAGCAUCUCAGCCGGAUAUUUAUAAGUGAUGUUCUCCCUGACAGUCUGGCAUAUGGAGGAGGGCUGAGAAAGGGUAACGAAAUCACAACCUUAAACGGGGAAGCUGUGUCUGACCUUGACAUCAAGCAGAUGGAGGCCCUGUUUUCUGAGAAGAGUGUCGGACUUACACUGAUCGCUUGGCCUGUGGACACAAGAAGAACCCUGUGCACUUCCUGGUCAGAUGGUGACCUGUCCUCCAGGGACCGGAGAGGUCUGCCACGCUCUCCCAAUCAGUCCCAGCUGCUGGAGGAAUUCCUGGAUAAUUUUAAGAAAACAUCCACUAACGAUUUCAGCAAUGUCCCUGACAUCACAACAGGCCUGAAAAGGAGUCAGACAGAUGGUACUCUGGAUCAGGUGCCCCACAGGGAGAAGACGGAGCAGACAUUUCGGGAGCUACCCUCUGCUUCUUUGGAGACUGAGCACAAUUACAGUUGGUAUUCAUUGAACCGGACAGCAAGGCCAGGCGGGGUUGUUGCUGAGAGUGCUGAACAGAUCGUUGAGCUCUGCAGGGGCUUUACCAGCACCCACACCAACGGUAUGGAAGCACCAAUGGAGAGCCAGGACCCACCUUCCAGGCCUCUGGCUCGCCACCUCUCUGAUGCAGACCGCCUCCGAAAAGUUAUCCAGGAGCUCAUAGACACAGAGAAGUCUUAUGUGAAGGAUCUGAGCUGCCUCUUUGAACUGUACUUGGAGCCACUCCAGAAUGAGACUUUCCUUACCCAAGAUGAGAUGGAGUCACUAUUUGGGAGCUUGCCAGAGAUGCUGGAGUUUCAGAAAGUGUUCCUGGAGACUCUGGAGGACGGAAUCUCUGCUUCCUCAGACUUCAGUGUCCUGGAAACCCCCUCCCAGUUUCGAAAGUUGCUCUUUUCCCUUGGAGGCUCCUUCCUCUAUUAUGCCGACCACUUUAAACUGUACAGUGGAUUCUGUGCCAACCACAUUAAAGUCCAGAAGGUUCUAGAGCGAGCUAAAACCGAUAAGGCCUUCAAGGCUUUUCUGGAUGCCCGAAAUCCCACCAAGCAGCAUUCCUCCACGCUGGAGUCUUACCUCAUCAAGCCUGUUCAGAGGGUGCUCAAGUACCCCCUGCUCCUCAAGGAGCUGGUGUCCCUGACAGACCAUGAGAGUGAGGAACACUAUCACCUGACAGAAGCACUAAAGGCCAUGGAGAAGGUAGCCAGCCACAUCAACGAGAUGCAGAAGAUCUAUGAGGAUUACGGGACAGUGUUUGACCAGCUCGUGGCAGAGCAGAGCGGCACGGAGAAGGAGGUGACAGAGCUGUCCAUGGGGGAACUUCUGAUGCAUUCCACGGUUUCCUGGUUGAAUCCGUUCCUCUCCUUAGGAAAAGUCAGGAAGGACAUUGAACUCACAGUAUUUGUUUUUAAGAGAGCUGUCAUAUUGGUUUAUAAAGAAAACUGCAAACUGAAAAAGAAACCGCCCUCAAAUUCCCGGCCUGCCCACAACUCUGCUGACUUGGACCCCUUUAAGUUUCGAUGGUUGAUCCCCAUAUCUGCGCUUCAAGUUAGACUGGGGAACACAGCAGGCACUGAAAAUAACUCCCUAUGGGAGCUGAUUCAUACGAAGUCAGAAAUUGAAGGACGGCCAGAAACCAUCUUCCAGUUGUGCUGCAGUGACAGCGAGAGCAAAACCAGCAUUGUUAAGGUGAUUCGUUCUAUUCUGAGAGAGAACUUCAGGCGCCACAUAAAGUGUGAGUUACCGCUGGAGAAGACAUGUAAGGAUCGACUGGUACCUCUUAAGAACCGAGUUCCGGUUUCAGCCAAAUUAGCUUCAUCCAGGUCUUUGAAGGUCCUCAGGACGUCCUCCAGCAGCGAGUGGCCCAGUGAGCCCAGCAAGGGCAACUCACUGGACUUGGAUGAGUGUAGCCUGAGCAGCGGCACUCAGAGCAGCGGCUGCCCAGUCGCUGAGAACAGGCCAGACUGUACGAGCACCGUGCUGGAGAAAGACCCUCCUGAGAGCCUGGCGGAGUUUCCAGAUGGUCUCAAAGAAAGCGACAUUCUGAGUGAUGAUGAUGAGGACUUCCAUCAGCCUCUGAAACAGGGCAGCCCGACUAAGGACAUCGAGCUUCAGUUUCAGAGACUGAGAAUCUCCGAGGAACCCGACACGCAGCAGCCUACCACGGGGCCAGGCGAGCAGCCCAGGCUGGUCAGGGGCCACUUUUGCCCCAUUAAACGAAAAGCCAACAGCACCAAGAGGGGCAGAGGGACUUUGCUCAAGGCGCAGACUCGUCACCAGUCCCUUGACAGCCACCCUGAGACUGCCAGCAUUGAUCUAAAUUUGGUUCUGGAGCGAGAAUUCAGUGUCCAGAGUUUAACUUCAGUCGUUAAUGAGGAGUGUUUUUACGAAGCACAGAGCCAUGGCAAAUCAUAGGACCCGUGUGGUGGGUUACAAUGCUCCUGAGUUUUUAACUGGUGGGAAAAUGGAAACUGCGGGGAAACCAUUUGUGUCUGGGUUUUGUGCAGUAUACAUUUCCCACAAAACUUGUAAAGAUUUAAGUUAUUUUAAUUUAUUGUGGAUCAGAAAACUAGAGAUUAAGUUGGGUAGAAUCUGUAAAUUACUUAGCUAAUAUCCAUUUUGAGCAGGAAUCAAAUGAUUUAGUCUUGUAAUAAAACUGAAUUCUAAUUAUUUUAAGUUAUGUGGGAAAAGUAAGAUCGGGAAAGUUGUGAUUAAUAGCUUUUAAAAGGGUCCCUUCUUCAAUCCUCUGGGCAUUUUCUUUGAGCUGUUAGUUUUUUGCUUUAUUUAAAGCACAUUUAAGUUAUUUUUAUGUGGUUUUAGGGGCACAAUGUGCAGAUAUUUCAUUUUUGAAGGUUGUAAUAAAUGCUGUUUAUACUAAACAUGUUGUAUCUAUGCAGUAUGUAUAUAUAUAUUAAAGGAAAGCUUGGACUGUA